AUGAGUGGGCUUGUCGAGAGCACCGAAAAUUUGAACAUCGAGUCUGCUGAGCAGAAGAUCACCCCGUGGGAGGUAGAAGGAGCCGUUGUUGAUGGCCAGGCUGUGGGGAUCGACUACGAAAAAUUGAUCAAGCAGUUCGGAACCAAGCCCAUCACCAAGGAGACUUUGGAGAGAUUCGAGCAGGUGACCGGCUAUGAGCCUCAUCACUACCUGAAAAAGGGUCUAUUCUUUUCCGAGAGAGAUUUUAGCAGAAUCCUGGACUUGUACGAGCACGGCGAGCCGUUCUUUCUGUACACCGGGCGUGGUCCUUCGUCAGAUUCGAUGCAUCUGGGUCACAUGAUUCCGUUCACGUUCACCAAGUGGCUGCAGGACGUUUUCGAUGUGCCGUUGAUCAUCGAGCUGACUGACGACGAGAAGUUUCUAUUCAAGCAGAAGCUGACCAUCGAGGAUGUCAAGAAGUUUGCCAAAGAGAACGCCAAGGAUAUCAUCUCUGUGGGCUUCAAGCCGGAAAACACAUUUAUUUUUUCCGACCUUGAGUAUAUGAACUCUGCCUUCUACGAAACGGUGGUUCGUGUUUCUAGACAGAUCACCACUUCGACGGCCAAGGCUGUCUUUGGAUUCCAGGACUCCGACUGUAUUGGUAAGCUUCAUUUUGCGUCUGUCCAGAUCGCCACUGCAUUCCCUUCAUCUUUCCCUGAUGUGCUUGGACUGCCUCCGAAAACACCAUGUUUAAUUCCGUGCGCCAUUGACCAGGAUCCAUACUUCAGAGUUUGCAGAGACGUGGCGGACAAGCUCAAAUUUAGCAAGCCGUCUUUGGUCCAUUCUCGGUUCUUCCCUGCUCUGCAAGGCCCUACCACUAAGAUGAGUGCCUCGGACGAAAAUAGUGCCAUUUUCAUGACAGACACCCCUAAGCAGAUCCAAAAGAAGGUCAACAAAUAUGCUUUCAGUGGUGGCAAGGUGAGCAUCGAGGAGCACAGAAAGUACGGUGGAAAUCCAGACGUUGAUGUCGCGUACCAAUAUCUCUCCUACUUUAACGAGGACGAAGACCUGCUUGCCAAGGUUGCUGAACAAUAUCGAUCUGGCGAGCUUCUGUCUGGCGAAAUGAAGAAGCUGUGCAUAGAGACUUUGCAGAACUAUGUGAAAGGAUUCCAGGAAAGGCGCGCAAAGGUGGACGACGAGGUACUACAGUCGUUCAUGAAGCCUCACAAGCUGGUCUUUGGAACCAAAGAUAGACGGGUUCCUGCUAAGGAGAGACAGAAGAAGAAAUGA
This is a messenger RNA of Ogataea angusta, 1269 nucleotides long. RefSeq lists its product as uncharacterized. The transcript has a single exon. Gene Ontology annotation, biological process: tryptophanyl-tRNA aminoacylation. The record is from RefSeq and is a predicted model, not a curated record. The coding region runs from base 1 to 1269 and encodes 422 amino acids. Gene Ontology annotation, cellular component: cytoplasm. Lineage: Eukaryota; Fungi; Ascomycota; Pichiomycetes; Pichiales; Pichiaceae. Gene Ontology annotation, molecular function: ATP binding; tryptophan-tRNA ligase activity.